This is a messenger RNA of Trichoplax adhaerens, 2811 nucleotides long. RefSeq lists its product as uncharacterized. Gene Ontology annotation, biological process: cell surface receptor signaling pathway; adenylate cyclase-activating G protein-coupled receptor signaling pathway. Gene Ontology annotation, molecular function: G protein-coupled receptor activity. The record is from RefSeq and is a predicted model, not a curated record. NCBI's taxonomy places the organism in Eukaryota, Metazoa, Placozoa, Uniplacotomia, Trichoplacea, Trichoplacidae. Bases 1 to 2811 code for a protein of 936 amino acids. Gene Ontology annotation, cellular component: membrane. The transcript has 27 exons.
AUGCCUAAAGAUUCCGUAAUUUUAUACGAACUUCUGCCUUCCCUACUUUCCGAGAUUAGUGUAGUAGCUCUUAUUAUGGUACAAGAUCAGUCUCGAUCAUGUUUUCAUAUUGCUUCAGAUGAACAAUUGGACAUUAUCUCUCAGCCACAAGUUUCGAGUCGUAAAUUUAUUAUUACGAGUUGGCUAGAACAUUCUCAAAUAGAUAUUAAAGAAUCUAUGCUAUCAAUGAAUGAUGUUAUUAUGAAUGAAGUGAAGAUUUUUACAUCCCCCGACAUAUCAGUAUCGAAUCAAAGUCUUCAAGAUUUAGCUGCAGAAUCGAUUCACUUGCAAAAAGAUGCAACUAUUUCACCGGAAUUACGUACUCAAGAGCCAAUGUUUUCUCUGAAAUCAAGCCUAGAUCUUACAAAUCAGCUAGAUUUAUCUGAAGUAUCACUAGUAUCUAAUAUCGAUUCAGUGGCUAUUUUCUCAGAAGCAGACGGAGUUGAUGUUAUAACAAUUUCAUCAGAAUUAACUGUACAAGAACCACCAAUGAAUUUCCCGAAAUCAAGCCUAAAUCUAGCUGAUAAGCCAGAUUUAUCAGUACUAGAAGUAUCUAAUAUCUAUUCAAUGACUAUUUUCUCAGAAAUAAACAAAGUCGAAGAAAAUUUACGAUUAUGCCAAAUAGAUCAUGAAGACUUAUCGAGUGUUACUGUGGAUGCAGACGCACGCUUAAUAUUAACAGAAAUCAUUCAGCUACAGAAUCCAACUGCUGAUCUACAGUCCGAGCUUGGUGAUAUUCAAAGUCAGUCUUGGCCUUUACUAACCGACUUAAGCUGUGAUCUUGAUAUAGAUAAACGUGUUUACUGGUCAGAUAUUCUACAAAUGCAGCCAUCAUCAAGUUCUUGCAUAAUUUCUAUUUUAGAAUCAAGUAUGGACUCUGCCGGUGAUGUGUGUGAUCAAGCAAAUAAUUGUCCUGAAUACUAUACGACCUUACCCAGUCAACAAGAGCCUGAUUGUUCGACAAUUAAUCCUCUAAAGUCUCCAAUCAAGAAUUCUAUCAGUAAUUUAUCCUCUAGAACUCUAUACGAUACAACCUUGGAUAUGACUUACAGAACACCUACCCCAAGUUCAACAACAAAGUACAUCACUCAAAGAAAGAAUACUGGGCAUGCUACAUCGACAUUUAAUGGUAGCCAAGCCAAUCAGAUUCUAGCCUCAUUUAAUCAAAAUAUAAGCAAAACCACUGUGAACACAGCAAAAGUUCUAGGAUAUAGUCGAACAUUGCAUGAAAUCAUAGAUAAAAUAGAUAUGAAAUCUUUAUCUACAGCAGAAACGACAGAUUUAUCGGAGUUCGUAGUUAAAAUAGUUAAAAAGCUGGUAACUGCUGGAAUAAAUGGUAGUAAUCAGGAUAAAAUAGCAUCAGAUUAUAUGCAAUUACUGGAUCACUAUUUUUUACGGGUUGCUGAGAAAUUAUCAUACGGGGAAACAUUUAAUUUUACGGACGUAGAAACAGGCGAUGUUACUAUGGUCAUAUCUGUUCAACAAGUAGAAGCUUACAAUUCGACCAACUAUGAAUUUGUCUUUAACUCUAAAUCAGCUCUUCGAAAAUCGGACGAUGUAUUAAUAAAUUUAUCUAAUAUUAUGUUUCGAAAAAAUGAAACCGUUAAAAUUAUUGCCGGUAUCUAUUGGUUCCUGCAAGAUACUGUAGCACGCGUUAAUGAUCAAUUAACUUUAUCCUCGGAUAUUAUAUCCUGCAAAAUAGAACCUUAUCCUGUCUUUCAGGAUAACGCAAUUUUUCAAUAUCAUGUUUCUUAUCCAAAUAAAGCCUCAAAGAAUAGUGGAAAUAAUUGGAAGUGCAUGUACUGGGACUUGCAAUCAAGGAGUUGGAAUAAUACUGGCUGUACCACGAACUUAAACUUGAAUAAAGUCGUUUGUGUAUGCAAUCAUUUAACUCAUUUUGCUUUGCUAUUACAGAUUAAAAAUGUUCAAGCUUUUUUCUCUCUAUAUAGAAUUAAUUCUGAGCGAUUUGUCAUACAUAAGAACUUGUUGGUUGCUCUCAUGUUCUCUCAAAUUUGUAUAAUCACAGCAUCUCAGGCUACUAAGUUUGAGGUGCUAUGUAAAGUAAUGGCCAUCAUAUCGCAUUUCUUCUGCCUUGCUUCCUUUUCUUGGAUGCUGGUUGAAGCGGCGCAUUUAUAUUUCUUAAUUAUUUCUGUAUUCAACCAUCGAAGCAAAAUGAUUUUAUAUUUUAUAUUUGGUUGGGGAAUUCCAAUUAUAGUGGUUGGCGUAACAGUCGCUGUUCAGCAUGAAAAUUAUGGCCGAGAUCAAAUAUGCUGGCUAUCAACGAAAAACGGGUUUACUUGGGCAUUUAUAGGACCAGUUGUGGCAAUUAUAGCGAUUAAUUUCGUUGUCAUGAUUGCUGUGGUCAAGAUUGCGGUAGCAUCCAGCACUAAGAAUAUUUUCGCUAAUCACGGCAUCAAGAACAAAUUGCGAGGAAUCAAAACAAUGGUCAAGGCGAUAUCAAUACUUUGCCCAAUUUUAGGCCUGACUUGGCUAAUUGGGUUAAUACCUAUCACUCAAGAGACGAUUGCUGUAGCAUACGUCUUCGUUAUCUUAAAUUCCUCUCAGGGAAUUAGCAUAUUUAUAUUUCAUUGCUUAUACAACAGUGAGAUCAAUUCUAACGUUAUUUCAAGUCCUAAAUUUUCAACAAGUUCCAAUAAAAUCGCCAAAUUAAAAGACGAUUUAAAUCUCUCCUAUAAAAUUAUACCUUUGGCAAGAGCAAUAACAAAACCAAUUAAUGAGCAGGAAGAAGGAAGAUUGAACUGCGCCUAUUGA